[Torrubiella] hemipterigena is the source of this 2827-nucleotide messenger RNA. Lineage: Eukaryota; Fungi; Ascomycota; Sordariomycetes; Hypocreales; Clavicipitaceae. The record is from the annotation of a GenBank genome assembly.
UCCCUGACGACGUUGAUUCUACCCGCCCAAUUCCAACCUACAGCAUGCGGUGCGCCUGAAUCGCUCAUGUUUUCAAAAUCAUUAGCUUCGGCACGCAUCUGCUUACAAUGCAGGCUGUCUUUAGCACCGGCUAGAGCGCAGCGAUGGACCGCAAGGGGGCGUUGCGCCAGUUUACCGCUACGCAAAUACAGUGAUAAUCGACGCCUUUUAACAAAGGAACAGGCCGAAGCACUUAUUCUAGGCAAACCUGCGACUGAAAAGAGCCAUACGACAAAUUCUGAAGCUACGGCAACCCAAACUCCCGAGACUGUCGACUCAGAGACGGCGAGCCCUACAACCAGCCCGACGGAAGAACAGCAGACUGCUCUGGAUAGCGACGCUUCUACAGAACCUCUUGAGGAUAGCAUCCCAAGCAUAGACGAGCCAUCUAAAUCAUCGACCAGAAAGAGGCGAGAGAAUCCCUUAUUACGUCAUCAGGCGUUAGGCGUGGAUUCCCUCGGACAGCCCGUCGAGGCUCUCGUCAUCAACAAUCCAAAUCAACUCCGGCCGCAACGAAAGUCGACGAGAAUAUCAGAAGACGAAAACAGUACCCCCUUCAUCUCCUCCAAAUGGAGUGACUGGGUCCCGAACCCCAACAUUACACCACAGGAAGAGCUUGAUGAGAUUUGCGCCAACAUUGAGGAACUACGGCCGACACAGUCUACUGUGAUCCCUCAUAAGGAGUUUAUGGAAAUUUCAGAGGCACUGGUCAACGGCUUCUCCAAAGAUCAAAUUACUACCUACGCAGUUCGCAACACAGCAGACAAUGACAACGUCAACGACGAGUCCGUCUUUUCAUGGGUUGCCAGCCAGGCCCCAUGGCGGCCCGAAUCUGAGUUGCUGCCUGCCAAAAUGAAGCCAAAGCAAUACUCUGUGGUGCACAUGAUGCGCUCAGUGUGGAAUCUUGAAAUCGAAGAAGAAGUCUCCGGCUUGGGAACUACAACCUUAUCAGUGCAGCCUCAGUACUUUGCCCUACUUACACGCUAUAAUCCACAAGUGCUGGAGAGUAUCAGAGCAGAGUUGCGCGACGGUAUGAAUAAUGAACAGAUUGCCAUCCACAGCAAAGCAGCACAAAUCAAUAUCCUCUCCAAAAAGUUGACAGCAUCGGUUGUCUUGUCUCGACUGGAUGAGUUUUUCAGCCGUGUACGCAGUAAAAGGAUCUCUGUCAAGAAGAACCCAAAACUUGGUUCCUUGCUCCAAGAGAUUAGCAGGGUCACUAAUACCAUCGUUGAAGGUAUUCCCGGUUCAUCGAAUUACGCAGUCUACUGGGUCGCCGAUAGUCUCUUCCAUACCCCGGAGGAGCUUGCACGAGAGGACAAGGCCGAUGUUGUGUGGCGGCUGCUCUCGACCGAAUCCGCUGAGCCUGAAUACAAGAGCCGUCAAAUCAUCUGGCCAACGUCAGGAGUCCGCUCUGGCUUCCACAUGCCCUAUCACCGAGAUAAGAGAUGCAUGUCAUGGAAGGAUAAAACACAAGCGUGGUCGAGAUUCGUCACGCAGCGCAGCAAGGGAGAUCUGCCCGAGGCGCAAACGCGUAUCAAGAUUCCUACGCUCCCCUCUUCUCCGCAGUCGCAGGCAAACGGUAUCAAAACAACCUUGUCAGCAUCGUUUGGUCAAAUACUGUAUCAAUCAGAUGCCUUGAAGUCGUUUGAUCAGAACGUAAACCGGGUCCUUGCGGCAGCUUCACCACAUCCCGCCGCGCUCUCCAAUGUUGGUCUAGGAGAAGACGAGUCAUCCACGCUGCCAUUAUCAACAGCCAUUGUCCUAAACUUCUCAUGUAACCCAUGUUAUACCGGCCAUCCUGGCAGAAUGCCCGAAAUUCGACUCCGACUUCCUAUUGGCCAAGACACCGACCUAUCGGCCUUUGUCUUCCCACCAACGUCGUCUCUGACGGCAACAUUGGCGCUAUCGGAGCACGAUAUGCUUCUUCCGGGAUCAAGUGUCGAUGUUCGCAUCAACCAGGUAAAGCACCUUGCUCUGGAUGUUAAUCAACCAGCUCUUCAAGAAUUUGUCGCCCAGUCCGCAUUCAAUCUGCUCGAGGGCCGUCUACACACCCCAGCCCGAACAACAUUCGACUUGCCAUAUGCAUGGUUUGGAGACUCCUCCAAGACUGAUGGGUCCGUCGUCCAGCGAGUGCCAUAUGUAUUCAUGGGCCUAGAGAUUGAUCAAUCAGUUCAAGCCCCUUUCGAAGGCCAUACCCUCCGCUACAGCAGCGUAGAAGCCGGACACCACGGUGGCCAGCGUCAACAGCUCACCUUGCUUCUUGGCUCACCCGAUAACAACGUCCUCGUAGAUGAAACGACGAACCAUGCGGACUUUUUGCGCGUAGCUCACAGAGUAGCGGCUGGAAAGUUCUUUUCUUGGGAGACUGGACAUCAGCUUAUGCUGUCAAGACUACAGGAAGAGCUUGUCCUAGACCUGGAAGACGAGGACGACUUUUCAGAGAGAUCCGAUGCUGGCGAACAACUGCCACCCACUGCACAAGAUAACCUGACAGAGACGCAGACAGACGACCAGUUUGCAUCAGAAGCAGCGCAUGAAACUGCCCUUACCACAGACAGUAGCGCUGUUGUCAAUGAUGAAGCAAAAGACAAUCUGGAAGAAAAGGGCAACGACGACAUCGGAGGCACACUGUGAGAUGGCCAUGGAGGUCCUGUGUACUAAUAGUGUAAAACAUAACAGUGUAACCUUAGCAACUCUAAAAACAUAAUCUACAACUAAUCUACACAUAGUCACUGAUACUUGGAACACUUUAGGGAACGAUUUCUUUGGUUUAACAAAUGGAAUUCUU